Messenger RNA from Cygnus atratus (black swan), 1173 nucleotides. RefSeq names its product G protein-coupled receptor 20 (gene GPR20). The transcript is spliced from 2 exons. Gene Ontology annotation, molecular function: G protein-coupled receptor activity. Gene Ontology annotation, biological process: positive regulation of Rho protein signal transduction; phospholipase C-activating G protein-coupled receptor signaling pathway. The record is from RefSeq and is a predicted model, not a curated record. Gene Ontology annotation, cellular component: membrane. The coding region runs from base 1 to 1173 and encodes 390 amino acids. Lineage: Eukaryota; Metazoa; Chordata; Aves; Anseriformes; Anatidae.
AUGCACAAAAACACCAUAUUUGGCCAGUUUGAGCCCGAGUUGAGUGAGAGCUUGCCAGAAGGAGAAUCAGACAAUUUAAACCGAAGGAGACUUGCUGAGAAGGCAAUGACCAUGCCGACCUCCUCCACCCAACUGCCAGCUCUUGGCCAUAUCAAUGCCACCCAGCAACCCAACUCCAGCAUCUACUUGUUCUCCAUGUUCAUCCACCCUGACAAAGACCUGUACAGAGAAUUUUACAGCCUAUCGAUUGCCCUGAUGGUGGUCAAUGCCAUCAUUUUCCUGGUGGGUGUCGUGCUGAACAGCUUGGCACUGUAUGUAUUCUGCUUCCGUACCAAGACAAAAACCACCUCUGUUAUUUACACCAUCAACUUGAUUGUUACUGAUCUCUUGGUGGGCUUCUCCUUGCCUGUCCGGCUCAUCAUGUUCUACAGUGCAGGGGACUGCCUGCAUUGUUCUUUGGUUCAUAUCUUUGGCUACUUUGUCAACAUGUACUGUAGCAUCCUCUUCUUGACCUGCAUCUGUGUUGACCGCUACCUGGCGAUCGUACAGGUGGAGGCCUCACGUAAAUGGAGGAACCCCACCUGUGCCAAGGGGAUCUGUGUCUUCAUCUGGAUCUUUGCUACCGUAGUGACUUUCUCCAUCCUCACCACGGCAAUACAGUUUGCCCAGUGCUGCCUCUCCAAGAUUCUGGUCCUGAUGGUCUGUGAGUACUUCUUCCCCCUCAUCAUAAUCAUCUUCUUCACUGCCAGGAUUAUGUGUGCUCUCUCCAAGCCCAGCCUCAUGCACCAGAGCCGGGAGAGGAGAAUGAGGGCUGUGCAACUCCUUAUCACUGUCCUCAUUAUCUUCAUGAUCUGUUUCACUCCUUUCCACGUGGGACAGGUAGCCAUCUCCAUCAACUCCAACAUGUCCCCUAAAGUCAGCCUCCUCGUCUACCACGUGACGGUGACUCUGAGUAGCCUCAACAGCUGCAUGGACCCUAUUGUCUACUGCUUUGUCACCAACAACUUCCAGUCAACCAUGAAAAACAUCUUCAGGAAAACCGAGCCAGAGCAAGCCAACGUGGACAUUCUGGCCACAAACAAGAACUCCAAGGGUUCCAACGCAAUCAUCGCAUUCUCCAACACAAUAGGAAGCCCUGUGAGCUUGCCGUCACCAAGCAGUGUCCAGAUCUAA